Messenger RNA from Miscanthus lutarioriparius, 3048 nucleotides. The record is from the annotation of a GenBank genome assembly. NCBI's taxonomy places the organism in Eukaryota, Viridiplantae, Streptophyta, Magnoliopsida, Poales, Poaceae.
AUGGGAAGUUCUCGCUUCUUUCUCACCCUUCAACUCCUCCUUUUAAGCUCCUUUUGCUCAGUUCGUCUUUCCAAACCAUUUACCACAGCCAAAACUGAUUUUUUGGCACUUCUAUCCUUCAAGUCCCUCAUAUCAAGCGACCCACUUGGAAUAUUGUCGUCAUGGAAUGGUUCAGUGCACCACUGUCUCUGGCCUGGGAUCAAGUGUGGCGGCCGCCAUUCUGAUAGGGUCACUGCUCUUGUCCUAAGCUCCAGCCGUCUUUCAGGUCAGAUAUCCCCAUCUCUCUCGAACCUCUCCUUUCUUCAGGAGUUGAGGCUCUCUGACAACCACUUUACGGGAAUCAUCCCAGAGGAGCUAGGGCAAUUGAGCAGAUUGCGCAACAUGAAUCUGUCUGUGAAUUCCCUUGGUGGUAAUAUACCAUCAACUCUCGGAAACUGCACCAGGCUACAGGACCUAAAUUUGAGGCGAAAUAAUCUCCAAGGCACCAUCCCUAACAGCCUUGGCUUGUGCAAAGAACUUGUUUACCUAUUACUGAACUCUAAUAACCUCAUGGGUAACAUCCCACCAAGCCUUGGUAAUCUAACUAGGCUCCUACUGUUUCGUCUAGAUGUCAAUAAUUUAACUGGCACUAUCCCAGAUUCUCUCGGCCAGCUCGAAGUCCUCGAAACCAUUUGCCUUAAUGAAAAUCGUAUUUCAGGUGAGAUACCAAGUUCCUUGUACAAUAUUUCAUCCAUGCAGGUCUUCCAAUUAGCUUACAACCAGUUCAGUGGAAAUCUUCCUUCGGAUAUCGGCGCUAAUUUCCCAAACUUGUUGGCACUUGUAGUAUUUGCAAAUCAACUACAAGGACCAAUCCCGAAUUCCUUAUCCAAUUGUUCGGAGUUAUAUAUGAUUGCAGUUGCGUAUAACAAGUUCACAGGUCCAAUGCCUUCCAGCAUAGGAAAUUUACAAAACCUUGAGACUUUUGCGUCUGCAUCAAAUUUACUAGAGGCCACUGCGCCUAGGCAAUGGAAUAAUUUUAUGGAUGCAUUAACAAAUUGUACUGGUUUACAAGUAUUGGACCUUGGAGAUAAUCAACUCCAAGGAUUUAUACCCAGUUCCGUAGGCAAUCUUUCAAGCGAUCUUUUCUUUUUCAGUUUGCAAACUAAUCCUAUCUCUGGUAACAUCCCUGCUGAUAUUGGGAAACUAACUGGCCUGACAAGAAUUCAGCUGUCCAACAUGCAACUUAGAGGCACUAUCCCACAAGAAAUUGGCAGACUUUGGAGACUUGAAAUGAUAGAUCUAGCAAAUAACACCAUUUCAGGAGAAAUUCCACCGACUUUUGGCAACCUUACCAAGAUGACCCGUCUCUUCCUCCAAAACAAUGAACUUGUAGGGAGUAUACCACAGGAGCUAAGUUCGAUGCAAGCCUUAGAAUCAAUCAACCUGUCAACUAACAAUUUUUUAGGAAAUAUUCCAAAGGAAAUUAUGCUUCCCUCCCUUUCUCUAGCCAUGGACUUGUCACACAACCAUCUUAGUGGUCCACUGCCGCUAGAAAUAGGCAAGAUGAACAAUGUACAAAAGAUUAUCUUAUCAAAUAACAAAUUAUUCGGUGACAUUCCAAGCACCAUCGAUGGGUGCCAGAUAUUACAGACACUCUAUCUUGACAGAAACAUGUUUCAGGGUUCUUUCCCUUCAUCCUUCAGCAACAUGAAAGCACUGCUGGACCUUAAUCUGUCCCAUAACAAUUUUUCUGGUCCAGUGCCACAAUUCAUCGAUCAGAUGGAGCUCCAACAUCUGGAUAUUUCUUUUAACAAUUUCGAGGGGAAACUACCCAUAGGAGGAGUGUUCAAAAACAUUACUGCAGUGGAUGUAAGAGGUAAUCCCAAUAUUUGUGGUGGACCACCACAAAUGCAUCUACCUGGAUGUGUUGCACAUAUCCAAACACAAAAACAACAUCCCAGGAGAAUCAUUGCAAUAAUCUGUAUAGCUGCUGCAUUAGCAUGCCUAUGCACAGCCAUAUUGUUCUUUGCUAUUCGAUACCGUAGAAGGCCAAAUAAGAAUCCAGCCUCCAUUAUGAACUUGAAAUUUGAGCAUAAGAAGGUGUCGUACAAUGACAUAUUCAAGGCAACCGAGGGUUUCUCCUCGGUUAACCUGAUUGGAAAAGGCACAUUCGGAACUGUGUACAAAGCCACCAUGACCUUUGAGAAUCAGCCAAUAAUUGUUGCCACAAAGGUAAUAGAUCUAGAACAACAUGGUGCUACUGAAUCAUUCUUCAGAGAAUGUGAAGCAUUGAGAAAUAUUCGCCACCGUAACCUUGUUAAAGUCCUCAGUUCAUGCUCUAGUACAGAUCACAAUGGUAACGAUUUCAAGGCUCUAAUUUUCGAGUUCAUGCCAAAUGGUAGUUUGGAGACAUGGUUACAUACUAGAGCAUGUACUGAUAAUAGAUCAUUGGAAGCUCUGAGGCUAAUCAAGAGGAUGGACAUAGCUAUUGAAGUUGCCACAGCACUAGACUACCUCCACCACCACGGAACUGUGCCAAUUGUCCACUGUGAUUUGAAGCCUAGUAAUGUCCUUUUGGAUGAGGAAAUGACUGCACAUGUUGGUGAUUUUGGAUUAGCAAAAUUUUUGGUUCAAGAAGGUAUGAUGUCUUCUCAGUCAGCAACAAGCAUGGGCAUCAACGGUACCAUUGGCUACAUUCCUCCAGAGUAUGGCAUGGGGGGUCAAGCAUCAACACAAGGAGACGUGUAUAGCUAUGGCAUUCUGCUGCUUGAAAUGUUUACCGGAGUGAGUCCCACUGAUGAAAGAUUCACAGACGGAUUGAACCUACUCAGGCUAGUUGAGAUGUCUUUUCCCGAUAAAAUAAUGGAAAUAGUUGAUCACAAACUGAUUCUGACAAAUGGAGAAAUAGAGACUGAAGACAAUGCCUAUGCGCCAGGAAAAAUUUAUGAAUGCUUACUUUUGGUGACACAAUGUGCACUCAUGUGCUGCAAAGAGUCACCAAAUGAACGCAUCAGUAUAACAGAAGUUGCCAAAGAGUUAAACUCAGCACGAGAGAAGCUAUUGGCAUGA